AUGGGACGUCGUAUUCGUGCACAGCGUAAAGGACGUGGAGGAAUUUUCAAAUCGCAUAGUAAACAUCGCAAAGGACCUGCCAAGCUUCGCCCUGUUGAUUAUUCUGAACGACAUGGUUAUAUUCGAGGAAUUAUUAAGGAUAUAAUUCAUGACCCUGGGCGUGGUGCUCCUCUUGCUGUUGUUCACUUUCGUGAUCCUUAUAAAUACCGAAUAAAGAAGGAAUUGAUGAUUGCGGCAGAAGGUUUAUAUACUGGGCAAUUUAUUUAUUGUGGCAAAAAAGCCCAAGUUCAAAUUGGAAAUGUUAUGCCUAUUGGAGAAUUACCUGAAGGGACGACUGUCUGUAAUCUUGAGGAAAAGGCUGGAGACCGUGGCCGAUUAGCUAGAACUUCAGGAAACUAUGCUACUGUCAUUGCUCACAAACCGGAUGUUAAACGUACACGUAUUCGUCUUCCUUCUGGAGCCAAAAAAGUUGUUCCUUCUGCGAAUCGUGCGAUGAUUGGUAUUGUUGCUGGUGGUGGUCGUACAGACAAACCAUUAUUAAAGGCUGGUCGUUCUUAUCACAAAUAUAAAGCAAAACGUAAUUCCUGGCCAAAAGUUCGUGGUGUUGCAAUGAAUCCAGUUGAGCAUCCACACGGAGGUGGAAACCAUCAACAUAUUGGACAUCCAUCAACGGUGAAGAGAGGUACAAGUGCUGGACGUAAAGUUGGAUUAAUUGCUGCUCGCCGAACUGGACGUAUUCGUGGAGGUAAACCAGAGAAGAGAGGUAAAGACGAAGCAAUGUAGAGACAAAAAAAUAGAAGGAACUUUUUGGUGUGUUAAUUUUUUUGAUUUAAUUUGUGGAUGUUAAUUGUUAUGUUGGGAAAAGAUAAAAUUGUUAUUCAAUAUUUUUUUUUAAAUUGUGAGCUAGUUGGUAGGGCAAAAUUCUUUUUAAAACGAUGAAGAUUCGGAAUGUAUUUGAGAGUUUUAUUGUUAAUUAGUAAGAUCGAGUCAUGCAUCGACAUAUACUUGGCCUGAAAAAGGCUGAGAAAAAGACC
This is a messenger RNA of Meloidogyne enterolobii, 1034 nucleotides long. NCBI's taxonomy places the organism in Eukaryota, Metazoa, Nematoda, Chromadorea, Rhabditida, Meloidogynidae. The record is from the annotation of a GenBank genome assembly.